Molecule: messenger RNA, 602 nt
Organism: Dermacentor albipictus
Lineage: Eukaryota; Metazoa; Arthropoda; Arachnida; Ixodida; Ixodidae
Source: RefSeq, a predicted model, not a curated record
GACAGCUCGUUCCGCCUCUCAGACGAAGCCAGCAAUCAUGGACGAGGAGCUCUCCGAACUCGAAAGUGGCGCGGUGAUGAGAGACCACAGCCUGGAUAUGAUGAACGUUUGCUAUCUCGACCUGCUGGACCAAUCGUUGCUCAAGGGCGAACAGCAGCAGGCGGCCAUGGACAUUGGCGCUGAUUGCUUGCCUGACACCACCUCGCUGCUGCCGACGGCAUCGGAAGGCAGCCUACCUCUGCGGCGAAGCCUCUGCCACACUGCGACUCCCGGUGACAAUCAGCGACUGACCGAUAAACAAGGCGACAGUGCGGUCACUCCGAUCAAGUCCGGCGAGUUGAAGGCCACGGGCGGAUGGCGAUCCUUCCUGAGCAAGGCUCCCCGGCCUGUGGUCCUCAUCUACAUCGUGCUGGGUGUAGCCAUCGCGAUCCUGUUCGCGUACGCGAUCAUUGCCACCGCCCGCCUUGUUCCCGAUCGUCCGAGGCAGGGCCUGGUGCAGUCAUCUAACAACACGGAUGCCGCUUCGGGCUAAAUAAUGCGCUCCAAUCCGCAUAAAAAAUUUUCAUUUCUUUUCGAAAUAUACUUUGUAGUGAUGAAUGUGA